Phragmites australis (common reed) is the source of this 1326-nucleotide messenger RNA. RefSeq lists its product as uncharacterized. NCBI's taxonomy places the organism in Eukaryota, Viridiplantae, Streptophyta, Magnoliopsida, Poales, Poaceae. The transcript is spliced from 3 exons. Bases 56 to 1177 code for a protein of 373 amino acids. The record is from RefSeq and is a predicted model, not a curated record.
UAGUGCUGGGCAGCACGUUCCACGCAGGAAGACGUUUAUUUUCUCAAUCCUCAUCAUGUCUUCUAGAAAUAGGAAGUAUGAUUCUGGUUAUGAAAAGCGUAAGAAGAAACAAAGACUAGAAGCAGCAGCUCAAUCUCAAAAGGGUGCUCUUGAUAGAUUUGUUAUGAAAGAAUCUCAAUUUAAUUCUGAAAAUCAAACUGCAGCUGCUAAUGUUGAUGGGGUUCAUAGUGAUGAUGCUAAGAUUGCAAUAGAAGUUGAGGCUCACGCUGCAGAAAUUGUUCAAGGUGACGAUACUAAUAUUGCCGAUGAAGUUAGUGGACAUACUGAUGGAGUUGAUCUCAGCUUAGAUAGAUCACCAAGUACUGAAAGUAACAAUGACAUCAAUACUUCUUUUCAGCCUGAUAUAUUUGAUCCAAGAACUUGGGAUGCACUUGAUCUUAAAAUGAUUGAUAUUUUGGUGCAAAAGGGUCCUAAAAGAGAUUUGUCUAUUGAGAAAGGUCCUAAAGAUAAAUUAUCUAGAAAGUUUUCUGCAGUAUCGUACACUAGAGUUCUCUCAAAUGGAGAAAAGUGUGACAGAGAAUGGCUUGUAUACAGCAAAGAGCUUGACAGAGUAUUUUGUUUUUGUUGCAAAUUAUUGAGAAAGGGGUACGGGAAAGGUCAGUUAGCAAAUGAGGGUUUCAAUGACUGGUAUCAUCUUGGCACUAGACUUAAAGAGCAUGAAACUAGUACAGAACAUGUUAUGAAUAUGGCUACUUGGUAUGACUUGCGUCUCAGGUUGCAAAAGAAUCAAACAAUUGAUAAAGUUGCUCAGCGAAAACUUCAAAAAGAAAGGGACCAUUGGAGAAAGGUUUUGUUUAGAAUUAUCUUGAUUGUAAAAUUUCUUGCAGAACAUAAUUUAGCAUUUCGUGGCAGUAAUAGCAAGUUGUACCAAGACAGCAAUGGUAAUUUCUUAGGAUUGAUUCAAAUGUUGGCUGAAUUUAAUCCAGUUAUCCAACAGCAUGUUCAACGCAUCACGAAUGAUGAAAUUCAUAUUCAUUAUCUUGGUCCUGGCAUCCAGAAUGAGUUAAUAAAUUUGAUAGCUGCUGCAAUCAGGUCUCAAAUCAUUGGAAAGGUUAAAGAAGCAAAGUACUUCUCAGUUAUCUUUGAUUGUACUCCUGAUGCAAGCCACCAAGAAUAGAUGUCUUUGAUCAUAAGAAUUUUGUUAACCAUUCCCGUGACUGUUGCAUCUGCGGAAAGGAGCUUUUCUAAACUCAAGUUGUUGAAAUCCUACUUGCGUUCUACUAUGACACAAGAAAGACUCAAUAGAUUGGCGACAAUAGCACUUGA